AUGGAUCCAAAUAAUCCUAAUAACAAUAACUCUUUUGAUCCAAAUGCCCAAAACAAUAAUUACAACGAAUACCCGGGCCAGGAUGACCAGCAGCAGCAGCAGCAGCAGCAGCAGCAUCAGCAGCACGAUGACUAUGUUCAUCAAUUAGAGCAACAACAGCACGAAGAAAUGCUUCGUGAACAACAACAGGAACAACAACAGUUUUCAACAACUACAACCCCUACCCCAUUGCCUCCACAGCCUCCAUUGCCUGUCCAGCACCAUGAUACACCAACUCCUUACCCAGACACUGAGUAUCGGACACCAUAUCCUGUUAAUGAUCCUUUCAACCCUUCAGAAUCUUCUCUUAGAGUCUCUCCUUCUCCAAGCAAUCCCUUUGGCGAUAAUUCAGCUGUUAGUCCUAUUAUUCAUCGCCCAGAACCACAUCUUGCAGUCCCUGACGCCUCCAUCUACCCCCAGUCUGACUCUAGACGUUCAUCUUUGGCUCCAACAGAAUCUUACCAACUUUACGAUCUGGGCGUUUCUGGCGGAAUGGAAGACCCUUAUAACGCCGAUUACGAAAAUUCUGAUCAUGUCCCCCUGAGAAACACUACCGCACAAGGGAACCACCUUCCAUACCCAGACAAUGCCAACACUGGGUCAGGAGGUGGAUUCAUGAACAGAAUUAGGAGUACAAGAAGACCAGGAAACAAUGCUUUCUCUAAUAGCCAAUAUUCAAAUAUUCCUCCUCAAAUUUCUUCUAUGACACCCUUUUCGGAAAAUGAUGGUGAGAUUCCUCUUACUUUUAAUACUGGCUUCCGUGAUCUUCCCGACUACUCUACCUCAGCUUAUCCUCAAGGAAAUGCUUACUUCCCCUACCCCAUUCAGGAUUCCUCUUUCCCUGGAGUUCAACUUAGCAUGCCUGAUCCCAAUGCACUACCUCAGGAAGAUCUUAUUGAAGAGUCUUGGAAUAUGCGUCAGCAAAUGGAGCCUGCCAAUGUUGAAAACUACACAAAAAAGCAAGUCAACCUUGUUAAUGGCAUUUAUUCCGUCGAAUUCCCAGUCCCUACACCUGUCAAGAGUGCUGUUGAAGAAAAGUACUUAAACUUGGAAGCUGGUUCCACUGAAUUUACACACAUGCGCUAUACUGCUUGUACAUGUGAUCCAGACGAAUUCAAAGACCAAAACUAUACCCUUCGGGCAGCUGAAGCUGGCCGCCGCACAGAACUUUUAAUUGCCGUUACUUACUACUCAGAAGACAAAGUCCUUACUGCUAGAACACUCACAGGUAUUAUGAAAAACAUUCACCACUUUUGCGCAGACAAAUCCGAGUUUUGGCGCAAUCAGAACGGUGAACCUUGGGAGAAGAUUGUUGUUACUCUCAUUAUGGAUGGUAUUAAACCUUGUCGUAAGGACGUUUUGGACGUUCUCGCUUCCAUGGGUGUUUACCAAGACGUUAUGAAAAAUCCAAUCAACGAUAAACAAACUGUUGCUCACAUCUUUGAGUACACUUCUCAAGUCUGCUUUACUCCAGAUCUUGAGGUUAUUACUCCAUCUGAGGGAAGUAGCUCCAAAUACACAAUUCCUCCUAUUCAAUAUGUUUUGUGUAUAAAGCAAGAAAACUCAAAGAAGAUCAACUCACACAGAUGGCUUUUCAAUGCAUUUGGUUCUGUUCUUAAUCCUAAAGUUUGUGUCCUCAUUGAUGCAGGUACUAGACCUUCUUCUAGAGCCAUUGUCCAUCUUUGGAGAGCGUUCUACAAUAAUCAAAAUGUUGGUGGUGCAUGUGGUGAAAUUCACGCCAUGUUGGGUAAGCGCGGCAAAGAUUUACUUAACCCUCUUAUUGCUGCCCAAAAUUUUGAGUACAAACUUUCUAAUCAGCUUGACAAGCCUUUGGAAGACACUUUUGGUUUUAUUUCUGUCCUUCCAGGUGCAUUCUCUGCUUAUCGUUUCGAAGCUAUCCAGGGUAGACCUUUGGAGCAAUACUUCCGUGGUGACCACUCUCUUGCUGAUAGACUUGGAGACAAGGGCUUGAAUGGUAUGAACAUUUUUAAAAGAAAUAUGUUUUUGGCUGAAGAUCGUAUUCUCUGUUUUGAAAUCACUUUUAAGGCAAAAGAAAAGUGGCAUUUGAAGUACGUCAAGGCUUCCAAGGCCGAGACAGAUGUUCCUGAGGUAAUUGACGAGUUUAUUUCUCAACGUCGUCGUUGGAUCAAUGGUUCUUUUGCUGCAACUUUAUAUUCCAUGAUGCAUUUUGGCCAAAUCUACCGCACUGGUCACAACUUACUCCGCACAUUUUUCAUGCAUAUCCAACUUUUUUACAACUUUAUCAACAUCAUCAUGACUUGGUUCUCUCUUGCUUCAUAUUAUUUGACUACGACCAUUAUUUUGGAAUUAGCUGCUAAUCCAAAUAAUGAAAAGGAAUCGAGCACAUCUUCUUCAUCUACUGAUUCUACCUCUACUGAUUCUACUUCUACUGACUCUACUACCACUGCUGCAAAAUUUUUGGCACGCGGAAUUCAAGUUGGCCUUAGCAAUCUAUUUGAAAGAGAUACCACUGCAAAGCCAUUCCCAUUUUCAAAUUACCGCGUAUCUUUGUCAAUUGCUUUAGUUAUCAGAUUCAUCUACAUGCUCAUGAUUAUUAUUUCCUUCCUUUUGGCUCUUGGUAAUAGACCCAAGGGCGCUAAAAAGCAGUUUACUUUCCUUUUCAUUAUUUUUGGUAUUAUUCAGUUUUAUGCUUUGAUUGUUGCCAUCUACUUAUGUGUUAAUGCAUUUGCAACUUCCACUGAUGCAUUUUUCACAACAGCAUCGUUAUAUGGAAACGCACGUCUUUUGGUUAUCAUUGCCUUGGUUUCAACUUAUGGUCUAUACAUUUACGCUGGUAUUAUUUAUCUUGACCCUUGGCAUCUUAUCCACAGUUUUAUCCAAUACUCAUUCAUUAUGCCUUCCUUCACUACUGUCAUUAACGUAUUUGCUUUCUGCAACUGGCACGAUGUUUCAUGGGGUACUAAGGGUGCUGACAAGGCUGAUCAUUUGCCAGCAGCAAAGUCUGAGACGACUGAGGAUGGUGAAACUGAAGUUGUUGUUACUUAUGAGAGACCUCAGGACGAUAUCGACACCAACUUUUUGGCUGUCAUGAAGCGUGCUCAGGAGCCAUACCCUAAGGACAAUAACGAUGCUAAAAAGAAACCUGACCCUGAUGAUGAGAGCAAAACUUUCAGAACUAACUUGAUUAUUUUAUGGAUUCUGUGUAACGUUGUGCUUGCUGCUGCUUUGACUUCCCAAUCAGUCACUAGCAUUGGGUUCUCUGGUACUACAUCAAGAUCAAGUGUUUACUUUUUCAUUUUGAUUGUUAUCACAGCUGCUAUGGCAGGAUUUAGAAUGAUUGGGUGCACUAUUUUUGUGUUGAAGAGUGCAAUUUCACGUGGAUUUGGAAAGAAGUAA
Magnusiomyces paraingens is the source of this 3417-nucleotide messenger RNA. RefSeq lists its product as uncharacterized. Lineage: Eukaryota; Fungi; Ascomycota; Dipodascomycetes; Dipodascales; Dipodascaceae. Gene Ontology annotation, molecular function: chitin synthase activity. The record is from RefSeq and is a predicted model, not a curated record. Gene Ontology annotation, cellular component: cell periphery; cell septum. The transcript has a single exon. The coding region runs from base 1 to 3417 and encodes 1138 amino acids.